This is a messenger RNA of Megalops cyprinoides (Indo-Pacific tarpon), 1096 nucleotides long. RefSeq names its product lysine methyltransferase 5Ab (gene kmt5ab). Gene Ontology annotation, molecular function: protein binding; histone H4K20 methyltransferase activity. The coding region runs from base 65 to 1096 and encodes 343 amino acids. NCBI's taxonomy places the organism in Eukaryota, Metazoa, Chordata, Actinopteri, Elopiformes, Megalopidae. The record is from RefSeq and is a predicted model, not a curated record. The transcript is spliced from 8 exons.
UGCAGGUUGGUUCAACAAAUUUGGACAUAGCUAGCCGGCUAAGGUGUAUUUCGGACACUUUGCAAUGGGAAAAGGUAAAAAGAAAGUCGUGACCGUCACAAAAGUUAAACCUGAAGACGCCUCCGACAUCAAAGAAAAGGAGACAAAAGAAAACCAUCCAAAAAUGAACGGGGAGAGUCCAUGUAAUGGUCAAACUACGAUACUCAAUUACUUGAGUCCCGGCAAGCCCCGUGCUCCCCUCCAUGAUAACUCCGUCUCGCUCCACCAUGAAGGAAAGUUGCCUCCAAAGCGCACUGACCAGAAUGAUACCAAGAAGAAAGGAGAAGCCAGACUUGAUGGGCAUGCAAAGACCGAACUUGCCACGCUGGAGGAGGAGGGCAGCCCAUGCCCCCCAAGUCAGACUGAAGUGCAGGCCAGUCCACGCCACAGUGAGGCAGCCUGCUUGGACUCUACUGCAGCCCCCAAGCUAGAUAACAAUGGCACCCACCGCCCCAACAAGGGUAGAGGGACCCACCGCAAGGCCAAAGAGAAGUCUACACAGAAACCAACAGAAAGCAACCAUUCCCAGAACAGAAAAGUGACAGACUACUAUCCAAUCAGAAGAAGCUCCAGGAAAAGUAAAGCUGAACUGAAGUGCGAAGAACAGCAGCGCAUUGAUGAUUUGAUACAAAAAGGGAUUGAAGAUGGACUGCAGGUUAAAUACAUCGAAGAGAAGGGAAGAGGGGUGUUUGCGACCAGAAGCUUCCAGAAAGGACAGUUCGUAGUGGAGUACCAUGGAGAUCUCUUGCAUAUCAAGGAUGCUAAGAAAAGAGAAGUGGAAUAUGCACAAAACCCUGCUACUGGCUGCUACAUGUACUACUUCCAGUAUCUCAGCAAAACAUACUGUGUGGAUGCAACUAAAGAAACCAAUCGCUUGGGAAGACUGAUUAACCACAGUAAAAAUGGCAACUGCCAGACCAAACUUCAUGACAUAAAUGGAAUACCUCAUCUUAUUCUGGUGGCUUCCAGAGACAUUGAAGAGGGGGAGGAGCUGCUGUAUGAUUACGGUGACCGCAGCAAAGCUUCCAUCGCAGCCCACCCCUGGCUCAAAUAUUGA